Messenger RNA from Penicillium daleae, 357 nucleotides. RefSeq lists its product as uncharacterized. Lineage: Eukaryota; Fungi; Ascomycota; Eurotiomycetes; Eurotiales; Aspergillaceae. The transcript has a single exon. The record is from RefSeq and is a predicted model, not a curated record. Bases 1 to 357 code for a protein of 118 amino acids.
AUGGCGGCUCCACGGAUUGAGCACUAUACAACAGACGUUCACGCCCACUGGGAAGGCGGUCUUGCUAAAGAUUGGUCCGAGGUUGAUCUACUCGGAUAUGAGACUGCCACAGAUCGGAUGUUCCGGGAGUUGUGUGAAAAUCCCGACGCUGCUCUUGUCCAAGUUGGCCAUAGAUCAAAACUGAUCAAUGAUCACGGCCAUGACUAUCGGUUUAAUGGAAAAUUCACAAGUGACCAGAGUCAACCAGAGCACAGUCACCAUGAAUACAACCACUUUGGGAAGUUGAUGAAAUGGGAAGGGGAUCGUUGGUAUAAAUAUGACUUUGAAGUGGAAGUGACUGAUCACAUCAGGCCUUAA